AUGACGCGAUACCGCUUGAAAAUGCUUCGCCGUCGCGUAGAAGAACUGAAGAAUCAUAGUUUCUUUUGUUACGUGAGCAAUUUUAAAACAUUAAAGCAGUCAAGAAUACGAUUUUGUUUACAUUUGUACAAAGGCCUAGCCGACGCAGUUGAUGUAAUUAUGCCCGAACUACAUGCGUCACUAUUCAUCAGCGUAGUGUGCACAUUGCCAAAACUGAUAUUAAAUGCCUUUCACAUCUUGCUGGUGAUUGAAAAAUUGGAGCCAUACUCGACGGCGGGGUUCGCGGCCCUGCACGUGGCGCAGGUGACGCUGUUCAUCUUCGCGCCGUGCGUGGUGGUCGAGCUGUACGCAGUCGAGGUGGAGCGUAUGCGGCUGCUGCUUGUACACAAGCUAUUUGAAGACCCCGAUGAGACGGUGAAAGAAGACGUGGAUUUAUUCCUGCGCUACACAGAAGUCCGUCCGUUCCGGUUCUAUUUGUGGCGCGUGGUCCCUGUCUCCAUCAUGCUGCCACUGGAGCUGCUCAACUUUUGCACUACCUACGUCAUAGUUCUUAUCAACUUCACGCAUCUUUAUGGAUGA
This is a messenger RNA of Leguminivora glycinivorella, 579 nucleotides long. RefSeq lists its product as uncharacterized. The coding region runs from base 1 to 579 and encodes 192 amino acids. Gene Ontology annotation, cellular component: membrane. Gene Ontology annotation, biological process: sensory perception of taste. The record is from RefSeq and is a predicted model, not a curated record. NCBI's taxonomy places the organism in Eukaryota, Metazoa, Arthropoda, Insecta, Lepidoptera, Tortricidae. The transcript is spliced from 4 exons.